AUGGCCGGGGUUGGCAAGGGGAAAAAUAAGAGAAAAAUGACCCAGGAAAGAAGCCAACGUGCUAAAAGGCCACGAAGGUGCAGUAUUAGCGGCGAGAUUCAACAGCGACGGCAACUAUUGCCUGAGCUGCGAGAUAACUCCAAGCUGUGCUCUUGCGUCGGAGACCGACAUAUUUUCUAUUGGGAUGUUUCCACCGAUCGUGUUAUUCGCAAGUUUCGCGGCCAUGAUGGCGAGGUGAAUGCGGUACAGCUUAACGAGUAUGCAUCUGUGGUAGUAUCUACAGGUUAUGAUAGGUCAUUGCGUGCUUGGGACUGCAGGUCUCACAGCACUGAACCCAUACAGAUAAUUGACUCGUUUUUGGACACUGUUAUGUCUGUUUGUUUAACCAAGACUUGGUCGGUGCGUGGCAGAAGUGAUUCUGUAGAAGAAAUAUCAGAUGACUUAGGGCAACCUGUCAACUGUUUCUCGAUGUCAAAUGACGGUAACUGUAUAUUAGCCAGUUGCUUGGAUUCACGUAUACGACUUUUAGACAGGUCCACUGGUGAACUAUUGCAGGAAUAA
Molecule: messenger RNA, 561 nt
Organism: Hibiscus syriacus
Lineage: Eukaryota; Viridiplantae; Streptophyta; Magnoliopsida; Malvales; Malvaceae
Product: WD repeat domain-containing protein 83-like
Exons: 6
Coding region: 1-561 (186 amino acids)
Biological process (GO): mRNA splicing, via spliceosome
Cellular component (GO): catalytic step 2 spliceosome
Molecular function (GO): protein binding
Source: RefSeq, a predicted model, not a curated record